ACACUUCAUAUUCUGGAGGCCAUGAAAGAAGCAGGGCAUGAAAUCAGAACCCUCUUCCUGUGUGGUGGAUUGAGCAAAAACAACCUGUUUGUACAGAUUCAUGCUAAUACUACAGGGUUGCCUGUAGUGUUGCCAGACCAAACUGAAGCUGUGCUAGUGGGAGCAGCAGUGCUGGGAGCAUGUGCAUCAAGACACUACAGCUCUAUACAGGAGGCCAUGGAAAAAAUGGCUAAAGUGGGGAAAGUCGUCCAGCCUGACAGUGAAGUCCAGAGCUUCUAUGAGAGGAAGUACAAGGUGUUCCUGCGACUGCUCGCCCACCAGAGGGAGUGCCAGGCCCUCAUGAGCCAGAGAUGACAGUGCUGGUGGGAGGUGUCUGAGAUGAAGCUCGCUCUCUGUGGUACAACAGUGAUGACAAAUCAAGAACGAGACGUCUUAACCUUGCUGCUUUUUUCAGUAUAAAUAAUGUUUUUUAAUUCCAUUAUGGGGGUUUAACAUUCUCAUGUGAUACUAUGUCAUAUAUGCGGGACUUAUCAGAUGGCAUCAGAUCUCUGUGUAAAACUAUGUGUUUCAAAUUCAGGCUGAAUGGGACAAGUGGCAGUUAAAGUCAAACAUCAUGGAGUGUUAUCUUCUAAUGCAUUCCUAAUAAAUAUUUCAAAUGAACACUCCUGUCUCUGUCACUCCAGCCUAAUGUGUCUGGAUAAACAAGCUAAUGUCCUUCCAGUCAGCGAUCAGUGACAUUCAUUCAACUGCUUGUCCUUUGUUCUCUCCUCACUUGACUUCAUCCCUCCAUUUCCUGUUUUUAACACCUCCCUUGUCCUUAAAUUCUCCUGUCUGCUGCUCACAGAGGGGAAGCCUGUUGCCAUCGUUCCCCUAGAUAAAAGUUGAUAAGCUCUUAGCUGAUGCUGUCAACCCGGUGAGGAGGGAACACCAAAUCCCACACAGCUGAGUUAACACUUCAAACAGAACUAACUUAGGAUACAGAGGAGGCCAGGGACAGUGCUAGCCAAAGCUAACAAAGU
This is a messenger RNA of Neolamprologus brichardi, 1019 nucleotides long. NCBI's taxonomy places the organism in Eukaryota, Metazoa, Chordata, Actinopteri, Cichliformes, Cichlidae. The record is from RefSeq and is a predicted model, not a curated record.